AACUAAGUUUGUUUUGACAUUUAGUUUGUUAUAUUUGCACGUGUCCACAGAAAAUCUAUUAAGUUAAUAAUAUCGCAACAGUUUUAAUAAAAAAUGGAUGAUAAAAUACUUUUAGACAAUAGGAAUUACGAUGAAUAUGAGCCGACGGAUUCAGAAGAAGAUUAUAGCGAAGAAGAGAAGGAAAUAUUGAAAAAUGUACGCCGCGGCAAGAAUCGUGACAAUUCCAAAGCUGAAGUCUUAGCUUUCGACAGUAGUGAUGAUGAGCAAAGUGAUAAUGCCGAAUUCAUGGAAGACAGCGACAUUGAAGGUGCAGAAAAUGAUGCAGAUAUACCAGAUUCUAAAGAUUGGGGGAAAAAAGCACGUAACUACUACAACACAGACUUCGUUGACCAAGACUAUAGCACAUACAAUGAACAAGAAGAAGAGUUGGCAAAACAAGAGGAAGAGGAAGCUAAAAUUAUUCAAAUGCGAUUAGCAAAACAAAUGAACGAAGAUGACUUUUUAUUAGAAGAUGCCUUUCCUACCGUUGAAACAAAAACAGUUACAAGUACAACUAAAAGUACAAAAAUAAAAACGGAUUUCUCCACUUUACCUAAAAGCGAACAAUUAAAACUAUUUCAAAAAGAUUCCCCUGAGUUUGCAGGACUCGUAGCCGAUUUUUCAGACUACAUUAAUGAAAUCAAAGAAUUGUUAGACCCAGUUAUGUCGUAUGUAAAACAAAACGAUGUACCUAUGAUACCAGCGUUUGAUUUUGCGAUUUUAUAUAAAAAUAUGAUGCUUACUUAUUGCUAUAACAUCUCAUUUUACUUGUCCCUUAAAGCAAAGCGUGUGUCUGUUAGAAACCAUCCUGUCAUUAAACGCCUAGUCAAAUUGAAAAAAUUGAUAACAGAGCUUAAAGACAAAUACGAGAACAUAAUAAGGCCGCAGCUUGAAGCGUUACUUGAGCGCAUAAAUGAUGGUGAUAAGUUCCAAGUUCUAGAAAUAAAAACAAGAACUGGUGUGGAAAAACCGAAGAAAAAGACAAAACUAUCAAUACUGGAUCAAUACGAAGAAGCCACGGAUGAAGAUGAAGACAGUAAGGAUAUUGAUGACGAGGAUGCAAUGAGUGAAGAAGAGGAUGGUGAAGAAGAUGCAGCUAUUGAUGAUAUGAAUGUGCGACGUGGUAUUACCUAUCAAAUGGCUAAAAAUAAGGGUCUCACCCCGCAUCGUAAAAAGGAAUUGCGGAAUCCACGCGUUAAGCAUCGUAGCAAAUUUCGUAAAGCACUUAUUCGUCGCAAAGGUGCAGUACGUACUGUGCGCAAAGAAACUAAACGUUAUGGCGGAGAAAUAUCUGGCAUUAAAACUGGUGUUAUUAAAAGUGUUAAAUUUAAAUCUUGAAAGUACUUUUAUUGUUUUUAAUACAUUUGUUUUUAUUCCAACGUUUUACUAUAUUUUUAUGGUAUUAUAUUGUUACAAUGUAUAGUAGUGUAAUAAAUACCUGAUUUGAAUGUGGUGAAAAUAAAAUAGUUUAAAAAAUUAA
Molecule: messenger RNA, 1519 nt
Organism: Teleopsis dalmanni
Lineage: Eukaryota; Metazoa; Arthropoda; Insecta; Diptera; Diopsidae
Gene: Sas10
Product: something about silencing protein 10
Exons: 1
Coding region: 94-1377 (427 amino acids)
Biological process (GO): maturation of SSU-rRNA from tricistronic rRNA transcript (SSU-rRNA, 5.8S rRNA, LSU-rRNA)
Cellular component (GO): small-subunit processome; nucleolus
Source: RefSeq, a predicted model, not a curated record